Molecule: messenger RNA, 2062 nt
Organism: Charadrius vociferus (killdeer)
Lineage: Eukaryota; Metazoa; Chordata; Aves; Charadriiformes; Charadriidae
Gene: UBXN7
Product: UBX domain protein 7
Exons: 10
Coding region: 1-1425 (474 amino acids)
Biological process (GO): proteasome-mediated ubiquitin-dependent protein catabolic process
Cellular component (GO): nucleus
Molecular function (GO): ubiquitin binding
Source: RefSeq, a predicted model, not a curated record
AUGCUUUAUUUUUUCUUUGGCAUUACAGGUGCCAGUGAAAGUGUGGGAAAGCACAUGCUUGAAGCAUGCAACAAUAAUCUGGAGAUGGCUGUCACCAUGUUUCUGGAUGGUGGAGGCAUAGCAGAGGAGCCUAGCACCAGUUCUGCAGGAGUGUCUGCUGUUCGACCACACCCUGAGGAUGAAGUACGAGCUCCAAUUCCUCAAAAACAAGAAAUCUUAGUAGAGCCUGAGCCCUUGUUUGGAGCUCCUAAAAGACGCAGACCUGCGCGCUCAAUAUUUGAUGGUUUUCGGGAUUUUCAAACAGAAACCAUUCGACAGGAACAGGAGCUACGAAAUGGAGGGGCAGUAGAUAAGAAACUCACUACUCUAGCGGACCUCUUCAGGCCUCCCAUUGAUCUGAUGCACAAAGGCAGCUUUGAAACGGCCAAGGAGUGUGGUCAGAUGCAGAACAAAUGGCUCAUGAUAAACAUUCAGAAUGUGCAAGAUUUUGCCUGUCAGUGUCUCAACCGCGAUGUCUGGAGCAAUGAGGCCGUGAAGAACAUAAUCCGGGAACAUUUCAUUUUUUGGCAGGUAUACCACGACAGUGAGGAAGGACAGAGGUACAUACAGUUUUAUAAAUUAGCAGACUUCCCUUAUGUCUCCAUCCUGGAUCCCAGGACAGGCCAGAAACUAGUGGAGUGGCACCAGCUAGAUGUGACUUCUUUCUUGGACCAAGUGACUGGGUUCCUGAGUGAGCAUGGACAGCUGGAUGGCCAUUCUACUAGCCCUCCCCAAAAAUGCUCUCGUUCAGAGAGUCUCAUUGAUGCCAGUGAGGACAGCCAGUUGGAAGCUGCUAUCAGAGCCUCGUUACAGGAGACGCAUUUUGAUUCCUCACAGGCCAAGCAGGAGAGUCGGUCAGAUGAGGAGUCAGAGUCAGAGCUUUUUUCUGGAAGCGAAGAGUUUAUUUCAGUUUGCGGAUCUGAGGAGGAGGAGGAAUCGGAGAAUCCUGCCAAGUUGAGGAAGUCUCCGCACAAGGACUUGGGGUAUAAAAAAGAGGAGAGCCGGAGGCCUCAGCCUGAGCCCUCUGCAAGGACUGAGCCUGGGACAACAUCAAAUCACAGAGUACUGCCUUGCAUUGAUGCCGGGAUACUGGAGGAGUCAACUGACAAGCCUGAAAGUACAUUUCAGGGCUUAGAUGUGAAUGGACCAAAGGCACAGCUGAUGCUAAGGUAUCCAGAUGGGAAGAGGGAACAAAUUUCACUGCCCGAACAAGCUAAACUUCUGGCUCUUGUGAAACACGUCCAGUCAAAAGGAUACCCCAAUGAACGCUUUGAACUUCUCACCAACUUCCCUCGAAGGAAACUCUCCCACCUGGACUAUGAGAUCACGUUACAGGAGGCAGGCCUGUGUCCUCAAGAGACUGUCUUUGUGCAGGAAAGGAAUUAGCACCGUGGCCUGAGUUCUCCCAGCCUUCCUCCCCUCUCCUCUUUGCCUGGGACACCAACUCAUUAAAUAUGCAGUUGAGGGUCAUAGGAUUGCAGCGCUGAAAUCGGGCAGGCAGCCGGCUGGCCCUUCUCUCUCUUCUUCCCUUCUCCUGCUCUAGUGACCAGAUGAGAGUGUUCAGAGUUUUAUUUUCUUCCUCAGCUUGGGCCCUGCAGAGAGCAUUGAGAAGAACAUCUUUGCCUUGUUUUCAUGGAAUAAAGUAGAACGGUGAUCUGUGUGUCCAGUAUGCUGGGGCUUGGAACGGCCAUAGUACACGUACCCUUCUCGCUGCUAUUCUUAAAUCUGUUUUGUUUAAUUUAUUUUUGAAAAUAGUGUGUGAUAAGGCACUGAGUCAUCUCUCUGUAAGGAGAGAGUGUAAGCUUCAGUACAGUCUUUCCUUUGUUUUGAUUCUCUACACGAAAGGUCUCCAUUAACCGUACAGCCUUCUUAAAGGUUCACUUAUCUAGCAUGCUGUGAAAACUUGGGUUUUGGGAAGGAGUUGGGUUAGGCUGCAGUGAGAUGCUUUGCCUCCAUCUAAUUUAAAGGCUUCUAGAUUGCAUGCAUGUUUUCCUUCUGCUUUACAUGCUGCCAGUGGACAUAG